AUACUAAUUAAAAGUUUGUGAAAGUUACAUCUAAUUUGUUGUUGUGAUAACCACGUCUACUGCACUGCUGCGGAAACACCAUGUCGGCACACGAGCAAAUGAGGGCAAUGUUAGAUCAGCUAAUGGGUACAGCGAGAAAUGGUGAAACUGACAAACAUGGGACAAAAUUUUAUGAUGACGCUGUAUGCAAAUCCUUUUUAUUACAGUGUUGUCCACAUGAAAUUCUAUCUUCUACGCGAAUGGAUUUAGGUGAGUGUCCAAAAAUACAUGAUCUGGCUCUUCGUGCUGAUUAUGAGUUAGCAUCCAAAACCAAAGACUAUUUCUAUGAUAUUGAUGCUACAGAACACUUAGAGGCGUUUAUAGCGGACUGUGACCGACGUACUGCUGCUGCUAAACAACGUCUUGCAGAAACUCAGGAAGAACUUUCUGCUGAGGUUACUGAAAAAGCCAAUGCAGUGCAUGAAUUAGCUGAACAAAUUGGUCAGAAGUUGGCUCGGGCUGAAGCACUCGGUGAGGAGGGUAUGGUUGAAGAAAGCUUUAAACUUAUGGGAGAGGUUGAAGAACUACGCAAAAAGAAAAUGGUGGCGGAACAGGAUUAUCGUAAUUCAAUGCCGGCUUCAUCAUACCAACAACAAAAAUUGCGUGUAUGCGAAGUGUGCUCGGCAUAUUUGGGUAUUCAUGACAAUGAUAGACGACUUGCUGAUCACUUUGGGGGAAAACUUCAUCUGGGAUUUAUUACAAUCCGAGAGAAAUUAGCAGCUUUGAAGAAAACAGUAGAUAAAAGGCGCGACGAGCGCGGGGCGUCAGAGCGGGAGCGUGGAGGCCCAGGUGGGCGCCGUCACUAUGUGGGCGGCCGGGAACUCGACCGCCGCGCCCGCCGCCACCGCGAGACCGCGCGGGACCGCGAUCGCACCAAGGACACCGACCGUGACCAACGAGGAAAGGACAGGGAACGGGACCGUGACCGCGAGCGUGAUCGAGACAGAAGGCGCAGCCGGUCACGGAGCAGAAGUAAACGUGAAGGGUCCCGAGAGCGGUCCCGAGGGCGUGAUCGAGAUCGCGAGCGGGAGUCGCGUCGCAGUCGUUCUCAUCGUUCAGGGUCACGCGAACGCCGCAGAGAUUAAACAUUUUGCAUCUCCAAUUUCAAUUAAAUAUUGGGUAUGGAGGCAUAACAUCGUUAUCCUCAAGAAUGGCAAUGCAGGAGGACAAUCAGGGCCUCACAAUAUUCUGUGACAUUUACCACUCUCUAUCAGGUGUGUCGUCUGCAUGUAUUCCGUUUCAGGUUGAAUAAAAAAAUAAUCUAAAACUCAUUAUGCGAAAAAUCUGUAAAGGUAAAAAAAAAGACUUUUUCGCUCGUGGAGAAGUUUCCCAUUAUGUUAGUCAUGCAUUUGCACAUAUUCGUGCGUUGUGAAUGAAAAUAUAGAUGCGAGGGUGAUGACAAAGUUUUAAUAUAUUUAUUACAAUAGAGGUUUAGGUUAAAGCACAAUUUGCCAGUGCUAGUACUUUCUGUAGAUAUUGUCUUUCAAGAUUUUUUGUUUACUUAUUGAUAGUUCCCUUAGCAUUUUUUCACUGGUCUGUUAUGUAAAUGAUGCUUGAGCAGUGAAAUGGUGUAAUUAUAUAUUUAGUUUGUGUGAUUUAAAUAUAUAUUGCAACAUGUAGAUAUAAUAAGAUUACAUAACAUUUAGAAAGUUUAGGCCUUUUUAUACAUUGCUGCUGAAAAAUUAGAUAUAUAAGAAGUGGUAAAAUUGAAUUUUAAUAUUUGGGGUUCGUAUCAAAUAAGUUUUUUUGAAGUUGUUUCAAAUUGUUGAUUUAUUAAGUUUUUAAUAUAAUGUUAAUAACUCCCGAGCUGCAAUAAGUUUGAAUCCUUUGUGUGAUUGUUUAUCUGUAGCAUUGUAAUUCCUUAAGGGAUUGACCAAUUUCGAUACGGUUUUUUUCAUUUGUAGGUUCAUUGAAUUGGAGUGGUUCUUAGCUAUUUUUUGUCGGGAGUUUUUAAUUAUUUACCCAAAAUAAAAGAUAUUGAUGUAGUUUUGGCUUGCUUUAACAAAAGAUUGCUGUAAUGAAAUAGUUUAUAUAUAACAUUUCUGGUUGUAUAUGCCAUUGAAAGGUUAAACACACUUUGACUUUAGAAUAUUUAUAAGAUCUCGUUUGUGGAGGUUAGCGAGAUAUCUGUUGUGAGGUACAUAUUGAAUAUAAACAUCAUUGGAAUCGAGAGAUGCAAUCUUUUACAUAUUUGUGUAUGUGGGUUCGUUCGCAUUUAUAUUCAUAAAUUAAGGCUAUUGUAUUGCGAGCAUAAACGGACAACAACACGAGGCUCGAUACUACAUGUCGCGUAGUUCCGCUUCUCUAUAAACGAGGUCUAAGAUAUAGAGCGCUUUUAUAAUUUAUUGAGCCACGACAAAAGGCACGUUUUAGGCGUAAAACGUUUAUGCCUCCAUACCCUGUAAUUUUUCAGUCAUUCAAAGUUAGAUACGUGACAGUGCUAAUUUUAGCGACAAAAACACGAGAGUUAUUUAUGCAGAUGGCAUACAAACGAAUUCUUUGUCAAGUCUAAAAAAGAGAUAAACUGUAAAAGCGUCUGUUAUAUCUAAUAAAUGUAUAAAUCGCCAACUACAUUGUCAAAAGUUAAUGCAAUCUUUUCUUUUGUUAUGUGAAUAAAAUAAUUAUUAUAGUAAGCUCAAA
Molecule: messenger RNA, 2679 nt
Organism: Galleria mellonella (greater wax moth)
Lineage: Eukaryota; Metazoa; Arthropoda; Insecta; Lepidoptera; Pyralidae
Product: putative RNA-binding protein Luc7-like 1
Exons: 7
Coding region: 81-1124 (347 amino acids)
Biological process (GO): mRNA splice site recognition
Cellular component (GO): U1 snRNP; U2-type prespliceosome
Molecular function (GO): mRNA binding
Source: RefSeq, a predicted model, not a curated record